Messenger RNA from Magallana angulata, 1296 nucleotides. RefSeq lists its product as uncharacterized. Bases 330 to 854 code for a protein of 174 amino acids. NCBI's taxonomy places the organism in Eukaryota, Metazoa, Mollusca, Bivalvia, Ostreida, Ostreidae. The record is from RefSeq and is a predicted model, not a curated record. The transcript has 3 exons.
UGAAUCUGGCACCAAUGAUGGUACUGAGACUAACGUAGACUUGGAGCCGUACUUAUAAAGUUUUAGCUGGUGAUCUUGAGGACUAGUCCCCCUGAGUCGUUCUUGAAGCUCGUUAUACAAGCAUAACGUGAUGUACAGGUGGGGAUCUUUCUGAUAAAGAGCGACUAGAGGAGACAUUGAUUAAUCUAAUUAAGCUUCAGGUGAGUCGAGAUAGCUACACGGGGAAACCGGCUCCUGACAUGGUGACAAUAUAAAAAAAAACCUAGAAAAUACCCCAGAGAGAAGCAGUAUUACUGAAAGAACCUGGACAUAACGAAACCCAUCGUUAAAUGGAGAAAAUGCUGUUUGCUGUCCUACUUUCGAUCUGUACCGGGUCCGUAGUUUCCAUCGAAGAAUUUCCAAAAUGGGGAAUUCCACAAAACGACAACAAAAUUCGAGACAUUUUAACUAAAAUUGCCGAUGAGACUUUCCACAAUGAUCUCGCCAAAAACUCGGAACUCUUUGGUGAAGCUCGACCCCCUCCAAACAACGCUGACGUCAUUUUGUUAAUCGGAAGUCUGAUGGAGAAAAGACCCAUGACUCUCUGUGGAAUCUUGUGGAAUACGAGGGACGACGACAGUUUGAACGAGUGUGUCGCUUUUCUCAUGAAGCUGAGAAACGAAAUGGUGGUGAGCAAAGAACAAAAGCGGCAAAGCAGCUACAAGUUUAACUCGAGCGGCUGGAGACGGAAAAAGCGGGACACCCAUAGUGAUGACGCCGGAAGCAACAAUUUAUCCAGAGAAGAAAUUAUGAAUGUGAUUCAACAAAUUCUCAAAGUUAAGAAAAGGCGAAAAUUUCAGGCCUCGGGGUGGUAAAUGGAAAUGAAAUCGGUCUGACGUUCAGACUUUCAAUUCCUUUGACCCAAGGACAGCUUGAAAUAAAAACGGAAUUUUACAUUUUGAAGAAAAACUCGAAACUUUAUAAACUGGUGCAGAUUUGAACUUGUUGGUGCAUACUAGUAUUAACGUUUGAUUAGGAUGCAUUUGUCGACAUACAAUUCUCUUUUUUUCUCCAGCAUCUUAUAUAACUUUCCUUUAUUGAACUUUGCUGUUUGCUACAGAAAAAAACAGUGCUUUCGGUGAAUCUAAGCAUUUGCCUUUUCAUAGGUUUAAAAAUCAACAAUUUUUUUUUUUAAUUCUCUGAGUGUCUGUCUUCUUCUACACGUAUUUAGUGAUUCUGUGUUUUAUAUACUAUUCCAUGUUUUCUUGCAUUUGAAUAAUCAGAUUUAAUAAAGAGAGUUAUUUUGCUUAACUUCAA